CAAACAAAAGGGAGAAUCCCCAACACCCACACACUUCACAACACAAAAUGGCCUCCUCUUCAACCCCACCUUCUCCUCUUGAUUCCAGUCCUAGAGAAGACCUGUGGGCUGAAUGGCUGGAACCAUUAACAAAAUGGCAAACCUUUGGACUGUACUUACCAGGAAUAAAACAAAAGGACAUUGAUAAGAUUGAAGAGGACAAGACUGGAGUGGAGAGUAGGAAGAUGGGACUGUGGACUAAAUGGACUGGGGUAUAUCCACCUGGUACAUGGACUGAUGUCAUUAGUGCUCUUAAGAGACUGAAAGAGAAUGCACUAGCAGCUGACAUUGAAGAGAGACUGAGGAAAGGAAAAGUAUUUGAAAUUAAAAGUCCUCCUGCUGUUGCUCCUCCCCCUCCAUCAGUUGAUAUUAAUAAAUUAAGACAAAUAAUAACUGAAGUGAUACGAACCAACUCGCUACAUUCAAUAAAAUGUGAUGUAAAGACAUUGUUAAUCAGAUUAUAAGAAGCAUAAUGAAGGUGGUACCACUGCUUCUGCUUGUAAGUAUAAGUAUUAUUAAUGAAGUAUAACUAGUACAGACAUUCAUUCUUACUUA
Molecule: messenger RNA, 594 nt
Organism: Amphimedon queenslandica
Lineage: Eukaryota; Metazoa; Porifera; Demospongiae; Haplosclerida; Niphatidae
Exons: 3
Coding region: 48-503 (151 amino acids)
Source: RefSeq, a predicted model, not a curated record